This is a messenger RNA of Diaporthe citri, 612 nucleotides long. RefSeq lists its product as uncharacterized. NCBI's taxonomy places the organism in Eukaryota, Fungi, Ascomycota, Sordariomycetes, Diaporthales, Diaporthaceae. The record is from RefSeq and is a predicted model, not a curated record. The transcript has 3 exons. Bases 1 to 612 code for a protein of 203 amino acids.
AUGUGUGUCAUCAUUCAUUACCUUUGUCAGAACUGCAAGAAGGAGACGGGCCAGCGUGACUACGUGAGCCACACCGAUGGUCAACGUUUCACCAUUCCGGACCCCAAGAUGAAGGUGGUCUCGUUCUGUCCCGACGUCCGACCAUACCGUGCCGUUAUCCAUGAUCCCUUGGUCCAGUCCCCUGGCUUUCGCUGCAUGAACCACCUCUGCUCAGACGUCAAAAUCAUUUUCAACGCCAAAAAGUGCCAGAACCAGAACGCUAAAAUUCUUGCGAAGCUGCGCGACACCGAGUACAGUGUCACAGUUGAGGGAAACAGCUGUACAGAUGUCAAGAAGAAGCUGGAGCGCGAGGGCUUGAAGAAGGUGGACAUUCAGAAGCUUCCUGGAGCCAGGCUUCAGAAGUGGAAUCUCUACACCGAGGACAAGCUGAAGGAAAUGACGGCGAAGGGUGACAGCUACGAAGACAUAAAGACUGCGCUUAAGGCUAUCACUGGCCUCAACUACAUCACCUACGAGAUCAUCGCCAAGGCUGCCUCAUUGAAGCUUUACGAAUCCCUGUUCCCACCUGAGCCAGCUAGGCGUGGAAAGACACGUGCAAUCAAAUCGACGUGA